Rhododendron vialii is the source of this 1708-nucleotide messenger RNA. Its product is annotated as putative F-box protein At3g17480. The record is from RefSeq and is a predicted model, not a curated record. NCBI's taxonomy places the organism in Eukaryota, Viridiplantae, Streptophyta, Magnoliopsida, Ericales, Ericaceae. The coding region runs from base 270 to 1550 and encodes 426 amino acids. The transcript has 4 exons. Gene Ontology annotation, molecular function: protein binding.
UCUCAAACGUUUUGUCCCCACGUGUUAUCUCGUCUCUUGUACUUGUACUUAACAUGUACAUGUAGAGUUGUAGUAUUAUACUAUCAGUUCCCGUUGUCGCUGUCGGUGACCCAAAUCGAUUUUCUCCUACGGCGAUCCGGACUACGAUCGUUAGGCCGGGUUCGCUAUUUUGGGUUUAACUACACAACCCUAGGUGAACACUUGCCAACUUUUUAACAGGCUGCAUCAUUUGUUAAUACAGAACUUGACCGUUGUGUUACCCAGGCACAAUGGUCCUUGAGUGCUUGACAAGGAUUCCACAUCUUUGGGAUAAGCUAAUUUGUUCAUUUAUUAUUCGUAAAGCUGGCUUUUUCAUGCGAGAUCUUCCCGAGGACAUCCUUAUUGACAUCCUCAGUAGACUCCCUGGAGAUUAUGUGUUGGAAUGUCGAAGGGUAUGCAAGCAAUGGUUGGCAUUAACUUUAACACCUAAUUUUGUUGAACUGCAUCUUAAGAGAGCUACUCCAGUUCUUUUCCUGCCACGGUUGUUUGACAUGUUUAUUUUUGAUGAACGAGCCAAAGCGAAUCAGAUGAUCAAGAAAAUGAGUGCCGAAUUAAUGUCCUUGGAAUCGCCACAUACACCACAUCUUUAUGGGUCGUGCAACGGGUUGCUUGUGCUUUGUGAGAGGUUUCCUAAUAGGUUAUAUUUUGUCUGGAAUCCUCUUACAGGGGAAAGAGUAACUGUAAGGCCUCCGGUUUAUGAAAGUGAGGUAUGUGGGUUUUUCUUCCAUCCACGUACCAAAGAUUACAGGCUGCUUUUCAAGUACGCGGAGGGCAUGGAUUUCAAGUUCUUUAUAUACAGUUUGGGAGGCCAGUUGUGGAGAAAACUUGAUAACUUUCCUUACGAACCGAGUGCUUUGGCGACUACACUAAAUGGAGCCCUACACUGGAUGGUUCACCCUUUUCGCAUAAAUGAUAAUGAUGACAUUUGUAGCAAUUCCAUCAUGAUAUUUAACAUGGACACUGAGGAAUUUUGUUCUAAGCCUCAUCCAGGAGAGGGAUGUAUUUCACUGGAGCCGCAUUGGGAUAUGUGCAUCUUUGAGAUGAAAGGGAAAUUAGCUCUCUAUAUGUUGGAUGGCUUGGAUGUCCACGUGUGGGUUUCGGAGGAUUAUGAAAAGUGGAUUUGGGGGACAAGAUACUUGGUAGGGCUUCAUUUGGAUGUGGAACGUUAUCAUUUGGAUGUGGAACGUUAUCCGUUCAGUAAUAUGUACUGUGAUUAUGGGAAAUCAUCCCUUGGCUUUCUGGACAUCCAAAAUGAUGAGUUGCUGUUUGGAUGGGAUUUAGGAGGUUUAUUUAGAUGCAAUUUGCGUGAGAAGACUGUCGAGCAAAUUUAUGGAGUAGGUAUCAAGCAAACAUGUCAAGACUCUAAGUCUUGCCCGUUUGCCCGUUCGAAGUUGGAACGCUAUUACGGCCUCCAUUUUUUCGUUCGUUAUGCCAACUUCGAACGCUAUGAAGGCCUCCGUUUUUUCGUUCGUUAUGCCAAGACUUUUGUCUCACCAAGUGGUUUUGGGUGACCAGAAUCCAUAAUUCGAAAUAGUGUUCUAGGGUGCCCUUUCCUUUUUCAUUGUAAAAGGAUUACGGAAUUCAGAGUCUUUUCUUACGGGUUUUUGAACAAUGUAUGUCGUUUAUACAUGCACAACAACAUUCUUAUGCGUAUCUCCUGUGCUAGACA